Molecule: messenger RNA, 1872 nt
Organism: Mycena indigotica
Lineage: Eukaryota; Fungi; Basidiomycota; Agaricomycetes; Agaricales; Mycenaceae
Product: DUF1253-domain-containing protein
Exons: 8
Coding region: 1-1872 (623 amino acids)
Biological process (GO): maturation of SSU-rRNA from tricistronic rRNA transcript (SSU-rRNA, 5.8S rRNA, LSU-rRNA)
Cellular component (GO): nucleolus; small-subunit processome
Molecular function (GO): U3 snoRNA binding; rRNA binding
Source: RefSeq, a predicted model, not a curated record
AUGGAUGCAGGGGCGACCACCACCAAGCUGCUUACACUUCUCAAUGUAUCGGCAACCAAAUCCAGCAAGCGGAAAUGGGCUGCAGUCGAUGAUUUUCCGUCUAAAAAGCUCAACUCCCGGAAAGUAGCCCGCUUCGAGACUGAAGAAUCGACUCCGAUUACCAAAAUUGUGGUGGAGACGAAGGAAAUCGUCGAAGUGCCUGAGGAUUAUGCAGACGACGACACAGGAGAUGACCCUUAUGAGUCGCAUUUUGGACGAGCGCCAGCACUGCUCUCCGAAGAGUCAAGAACGGCAUUAGAACAAAAAUUGUGGUCUUCGACCCGAAAAACGCUAUCAACGUUAGGGCAAGCCAUCGAACUUGUGCCUGAGGGGCAGAAGGCCGGUCAGUCAUCAGGCAAAAACCUCCUUGAACGCUUAGAAAAACCAUUUCUGGCCCGACAAUCCAAGCAAACUCGCGAAGAAAUCGGCAUACAAAAUGACCUGCUGUCCACACUUUCUUCACAUCGCGACCUCUACAUUCCGUCGAGUUCUUGGGACCACAAAAAGUGUACGCGGGAAGCAAUAUCCCUGCACGCGAUCAACCAUAUAACCAAGAAACGGCGGAGAGUUCUUAAAAACAAUGAACGACUGGCUCAUGCUUCAAAGGCUGAUCCCAAUGGCUCACCGCCUGACGAUAUUCAGGACCAGGGAUUUACUCGACCUUCCGUGCUCGUCUUACUCCCAUUUCGCAACUCCGCGCUGGAAUGGUUCCACGCAUUGACAUCCCACACGCCCUCCCCUGCCUUCCAAGUCGAAAACCAAUCGCGAUUUCUGAACGAAUAUGGUCUAUCACCGGGAAUGGUUGAUAAACUGGCUAUGGCAGAACCUGGAACAUAUCCUCGAGACCAAAUCGAGACCUUCAAAGGGAAUGUUGAUGAUAACUUCCGCGUGGGUGUCAAAUUAACACGCAAGAGCGUGAAAAUGUUUGCAGACUUCUAUGGCUGUGAUGCCAUUUUGGCCAGCCCUCUGGGACUGCGGCGGUCAAUUGAGAAAGAAAAGAGUGCUGACUAUCUCUCUUCUAUCGAAAUCCUCAUCGUCGACCAGAUGGAGGCUUUGCUUAUGCAAAAUUGGGAACACGUCAAGUUCGUGCUUUCACACCUAAACAAGCUGCCUAAGGAUUCGCACGACGCGGAUUUCUCUCGUAUAAAGCCAUGGUACCUGGAUGGACAGGCCGAAUAUCUGCGUCAAUCGAUACUGCUUUCAAGCCUUGAAACACCAGAGACACGACAACUCUUCAAUGCCAAUCUCAAUAACGUCGCCGGCAAGCUCAGAAUUGAACGCCGAUGGUCUCCAGUGCAAGUACCUGACGGCAUUGAGCAGAACCUCACACCAUUUGACUGCCCCAAUCCAAAGGACGAGGCAGACAGGCGGUUCCAAUACUUCACCGGUCAAAUUCUGCCUGCGGUGCUUAAAUCUGCGGUCCAAAGCUCAAACACCGUCAUCUUCAUCCCGUCAUCCUUCGAUUUCAUUCGAGUGCAAAAUCACUUCAAGAAGGAAUCUGGUGCUACAUUUGCGAUUCUCUCGGAGUACUCGUCACCGCAAGAUAUUUCUCGGGCCAGACAAGCUUUUUUCAGCGGGAAAAAAUCUUUUCUGCUUGUGAGCGAGCGUUUCCACUUUUACAAGAGGUACAAAAUACGCGGAGUCCGAAACCUGAUAUUUUAUGGACCCCCGAGCAACCCACAGUUCUACACAGAGGUGCUUUCUUGGCCUUUCGUGGAUGAAGGUGUCGAUGCCUCAGACGUCACUUGUCGACUGUUGUACUGUAAGUACGACUGGUUCCAGCUGGAGCGAAUUGCUGGAACAGAAUCUGCCUCCGAGUUGAUCAGGCAAUGA